Molecule: messenger RNA, 1449 nt
Organism: Neoarthrinium moseri
Lineage: Eukaryota; Fungi; Ascomycota; Sordariomycetes; Amphisphaeriales; Apiosporaceae
Exons: 2
Coding region: 1-1449 (482 amino acids)
Molecular function (GO): protein binding
Source: RefSeq, a predicted model, not a curated record
AUGUCCCAAGCCACUGAGCACCCUGCAAAUCCUACUAGACAAACUCAAAAAUGCGGUGCGACCGCGGGCCCUUCCGCCCGGGAGUGGGAGGAAAAUCGGGCCGCCAUCACGGAGCUGUACGCGAAGAUGCGGUGGGAGGACAUGGACAAGGUCAUGAGGGAGAAGUACGACUUUCAUGCAAGCAAACGCAUGUACAACCAGCGCUUCCGCACCUGGGGGAUUCAAAAGUAUCUCAAGACAUCCGACAAGCGACAAUUGCUCCAGGAAGCCGGAGGGGGCAGCCUCAAGCGGCUGGGCGAGCUGAGCCGCCAAGGCAAGGUCGACGCGGGCAAGUACAAGAAGACGCUCCGGUGGCAUAGAUCAGUGCAUCCAUCCCCGUCUCGACCGUUGGAAGUGGAUGACGCUACUUGCCAACUCGAAUAUAUCUUGAAGAGUCUGAGGGACUACCAUCACUGGGUGGCCGAGCCCGGCAACGCAGACGCCUCCAGAAUCCUCGUCACCGAUCUGGAGCCCUCACGUGAGUCGAGCAAUUUGUGGUAUGGAAUCAGCCUCGGCGUCACGCAUUUGGUCGAGGCGGAGCAAUCCGUAGAGAGAAGCGACCGCGCCUUCUCGAUGCUGCGGCAGGUCGGCUUCGUUGCCGCGCCUGCGAUGCUUGCCCGGCCUCUGGACUUCAUCGGAGACUUGUUCGUCGAAAUGACGUCGCCGAAGUCCCCGAGCUGGUCAGAGCCCCGUAGACUGAUUCUGCGGCUAUUCAACCAGGAGGCCAUCCGCGUCUUCUCGACGGAGCACCCGAUUGCCAUAAUCUGUCGCGAGAUGCAAAAGACCGAGAACUUGCAGGAAGUGGCUAACAGGUCCUUGGACUGCAUGUCAGAUCUUGUGACGAAGCUUUGGGGGGAGCACCACGUAUUGAGCUUCAAGGUUCGGACAGCAAACUUUAUGUUGGCUCUGAAAUCCUCAGAGCUAGUUGCUGCCGAGAGGAUGGCUAGACAGCUCUUAGCCAUGAGCCAAGAGAUAUGGGGACCAGCUUCCCAGCAAGUACGCUUGGCGAAGAAGCGCCUUGGGCACGUGUAUUUCGCCGUCAACGAAAAGGCCUUCAAAAUAAAUGGACCAGAUAUCAAGGCGGCUCAAAAUGGUCUGAACUUAUUCCACGAGGUCCUGAGUCACCCUGUGGGUCGCAACGACGUGUCAGCUACUGGAUACAGCGAGGACGACACUACACUCAGCACGAUGGGUGACAUUGCGUGGAUACAUCACAGGUUGGCACAACACGGACAAGUGCUAUACUGGUACGAGAGGGCAAUAGGGUUGGCCAAGCGCCUCCACGGUCCCGGCGCGGUUGUCACCACAUAUGUGGGCAACAAGUUAGUAAGCAAAUUAAAGGAGAUGGGACGGCACGAAGAUGCCAAACUAUGGGAGGCGAGCAUCAGCCAAUACGAGCAGACUCGAUAA